AUGGACCCAAGAGCAGAAAAAAUUGCUAAGGCUCGAAGAAAGUUAAAAGAUCACCAAGAGAAAAAGUCAAAUCAAGAUCCUAUAAAUGUUCAAUAUGAAAAAAGAGAUGGGGUAAAAGCUGAUUCUGUUAUAGAGGAUGCUCACAAACUGAAAAAAUCUGAAUUAGAUGAUAAAAAUAUUGUUACUAAGUUUGAUACAAUAAGUAAAGAGACAGACAGAUGGGCUGAUGGCAAUGUAAAUGAAUAUUAUAUAUUUAAUCAGAACUCACUUGAACAAGAAAUAAAACUUUUACAUCAAACUUUAUCAGAUUUAGAGGUCAAGUAUGCUGAUGAAAAAGCUAACCAUAACAAAGCUAAACAAACAAUAGGUUGCUUAGAGUCUGAAAUAAGUAAUCUUCAGAAUAAAUUGUUUAUUCUAAACCAAGAUUUAAAUAAAAAGAACUUAGUAAUAAGUGAGUUUACAAAUAACAGUGCUAUACAACAAAAUGAAAACAUUAAUUUGUCAGAGCAGUUGGAAUUAACUAAAAGCAUUUUGAAAUCCAAAGAAGCAGAGAAUGCACAUCUCCACAGUCAAGUCAAUUUAUAUUUAAAUCAAUUGGAAGUGGCUCAGUUACAAAUACAACAAUUAUCCAGUGAUAAUUCAGUUAAUAUUAAAAGUGACAAUAGAAAAGAGGAAGUUCAGCAAUUAAAUCUGAAAAUUGAUAGUUUAACAAAAAAAAUUACAAGUCUUCAGCAAGAAAAAGAUAACAUAGCAUUACACUAUCAACAUUACAUGAAUGAUUUGAGGGAACAACUUAAUGUUUGUACAUUAAAAAAUGAAGAGCUUUCAAGAGAAGUUGACAUUUUGUCAGACCGUGAAACUGGCCUCAUUGAGCAGAUUGGAAACUUGGAGAUUCGUAUGCAGAAGUUUAACAAAAAAGAUUUUGAAAUAGACACACAAAUCGAUACCAGUGAAAUACAACAAACAGUUGUAAAAUUACAGGAAAAUUUAGCUGAAAGUAGGAGACAACAGGAAGAACUACAAGAAAAAUAUAACAACAGUAUUUGUAAGAUAAUAGAAUUAGAAGAAAUAAAAAAGUUCCAUCCAGAUCAAGAUUCAAUUAGUAUAACAAAAUUAACAGCUGAUAUGACGAGCGAUAAACUAGCAGCACAAAGAGCUACAGAGCAAAAUUUUAAACUGAAGACAGACAUUGAGGAGCUCGAACAAGUUGUUAUUAAAUUGACUAAAGAUAAGCUGGAAUUAACAGAGAUGUUAACACAUGAAAAAAACUUAACCAAAGAACUGACUUUAAAAGUGGCAGAUUUUCAAGAGAACAUGGUAAAACUGCAAAACAAUCUUAAAGCAAAAGAUGAAGAAAUGAUACGACUGCAAAGUGAAUUUCGAGAGAUUGCUAAGAGCUAUAACAAUACUAUAGAUUUUAAUGUUAAGCAGUCUUCAAACAAUGAAAUAAACAAUAUCAGUGAAAUUGAAUUGCCAGAACCUCAAGAAACCAACAAUAAUGAUUCAACAGAUUCAAACAUAUUAGAAACAAAUAAUGAAGAAAACACAAAUGACAAACCCUUAGAAAACCAUUGUGGGAUUGCUAAAGAAGAUGCUAUGGUAAAAUUGCAGGAGCGCUUCAUGCGUAUAAUGGAUGAAGUUGCUAAUCUGUCAGAUGAAAAACAUAGACUGGAACAUAUUAUACUUCAACUACAAAAUGAAACAGAUACAAUUUGUGAGUAUGUAGCAUUGUACCAGCAACAACGUAGCUUGUUGAAAAAGAGAGAUGAAGAAAGAACACAUCAACUUAAAACUUUUGAAAAAGAAUGCCAUGAACUAAGGACUCUAUUAGAGGAUCUAAGAGAACUUCUGUUUAGAUUAGCAGAAGAUAAAGAAAUAUCAACAUAUCUGAAAACUGAAUCCAGAAUUAUUGACAUGACAAAGAUAAAAAAAUUAUUAGAAGAAUUACGUAACAGUUCUUUAUUAACUAAACAAUUUAAGAGUACAGAUUACAAUACUUUCUAUCCAUGUAGCUGUUGCUCUGGCAAACUUAUAGAGGUCUAA
This is a messenger RNA of Leptosia nina, 2043 nucleotides long. The record is from the annotation of a GenBank genome assembly. NCBI's taxonomy places the organism in Eukaryota, Metazoa, Arthropoda, Insecta, Lepidoptera, Pieridae.